UUUUGUUUCAUUUUUUUUUUUUGUUUCCCGCAGGGUUUACUUUUUUAACUUGUGGGCUUCCGUAGAUGCGGAAGUCUUGUUUCACAACUGAGUGUCCGUGCCCGGCGUGACAUUCACCGCUGUGUCAGCUGAGUUKGGGUUGUGUUGAAGUGUCCAGCCAAAAUGAGAAUACUGAAAUCUGGUUUGUGUUUGACUAAAUCGCAGCUUUUUGCACCAGGAAGCGUCACGCUUAAAAAGGUGCUCAUUAAUAGCUGUCGGACGUGCUCUUCUGUUGUCUUCCCCAACGAGAGGAUUCGUAACAUCGGUAUCUCGGCUCACAUUGACUCAGGGAAGACCACCCUGACUGAGAGGGUCCUCUUUUACACUGGCAGGAUAGCAGAGAUUCAUGAGGUGAAGGGGAAGGAUGGUGUUGGAGCCACUAUGGACUCCAUGGAGCUGGAGAGGCAGAGAGGCAUCACCAUCCAGUCAGCAGCUACAUACACCAUGUGGAAGGACCACAACAUCAACAUCAUUGACACGCCAGGUCAUGUGGACUUUACCAUCGAGGUGGAGCGAGCGCUACGUGUGCUGGACGGGGCAGUGCUGGUCCUGUGCUCGGUGGGAGGCGUCCAGUGUCAGACCAUAACGGUCAACAGACAGAUGAAGCGCUACAAUGUGCCCUUCCUCUCCUUCAUAAACAAACUGGACCGACAGGGAGCCAACCCGGUCCGAACCCUGCAGCACCUGAGAUCCAAACUGAACCACAACACYGCGUUUGUGAACAUCCCAAUGGGCCUGGAGGGGAACAUGCGUGGCAUCAUCGACCUCAUAGAAGAGCGCAGCGUGUWUUUCGAUGGGCCGUUUGGUCAGACCGUCCGCUACGACGAGAUCCCAGCAGAAUUUCGAGCUGAAGUUGCGGACCGAAGGCAGGAACUGGUGGAGUGUGUCGCUAAUGCCGAUGAAACUUUGGGCGAGAUGUUCCUGGAGGAGAAGUUUCCCACUAAGGACGAACUCAAGGCGGCGAUCCGUCGAGCCACGUUGAAGCGUCUCUUCACCCCGGUGCUGGUGGGCACGGCGCUGAAGAACAAGGGCGUCCAGCCUCUGUUGGAUGCCAUCGUGGACUACCUGCCCAACCCGAGUCAGGUCAAGAACUACGCCAUCCUGAAUGAGGAAAAUUCCUCUGAAUCCUCAAAAAUUGAAAUGGACUCGACAAGAGACUCUACAAACCCCUUUGUUGGUCUGGCCUUUAAGCUGGAGGCCGGUAGGUUUGGCCAGCUGACAUAUAUUCGAGUGUAUCAGGGCUGCCUGAAGAAAGGAGAGAGCAUCUACAACACGCGCACAAGCAAAAGGGUCAGAAUUCAAAGGCUGGUGCGUCUCCACGCUGAUCAGAUGGAGGAUGUGAACGAGGUCUACGCAGGAGAUAUCUGUGCGUUAUUUGGGAUCGACUGCGCCAGCGGAGACACUUUUUCAUCCAAGACGAGCAUGAACCUCUCCAUGGAGUCCAUUCACGUCCCAGAGCCGGUCAUUUCCAUGGCAAUGAAGCCAGCUAAUAAAAACGACAUAGACAAAUUCUCCAAAGGCCUGAACCGCUUCACCAGGGAGGACCCGACGUUCCAGGUCCAUUUUGACAAUGAGAGCAAAGAAACCAUCGCCUCAGGCAUGGGAGAGCUGCAUCUAGAAAUCUACUCCCAGAGGAUGGAAAGGGAGUAUGGCUGUCCCUGUCUGAUGGGGAAACCCAAAGUAGCUUUCAGAGAAACCAUCACCGGUCCUGUAGAGUUUGACUACACUCAUAAAAAACAGACUGGCGGUGCAGGGCAGUACGGUAACGUUAUCGGGGUCCUUGAGCCUCUGGACCCYGAGUUCUACACCACCGUGGAAUUUGAAGACAGGACUGUUGGAAACAACGUGCCGAAGCAGUUUGUGCCGGCUGUUGAAAAGGGCUUCAGGGAAGCCUGUGAGAAGGGAAUCCUCAGCGGAUACAAGGUCUCAGGGCUCCGAUUCGUCCUGCAGGACGGAGCGCAUCACAUUGUCGACUCAAAUGAAAUCGCUUUCAUCCGCGCAGGAGAAGGUGCUGUGAAGCAAGCGAUGGCGAAUGCCAGCUGUGUCAUUCUGGAGCCAAUCAUGUCUGUGGAAGUCGUUGCGCCUCACGAGUUCCUAGGAGCGAUCAUCGCUAGCAUGAACCGCCGUCACGGCGUCAUCACGGCACAGGAUGGCGACGACGCAUAUUUCACUUUAUACGUCGAUGUCCCACUAAACGACAUGUUCGGCUACUCCACAGAACUACGCUCCUCCACUGAAGGUAAAGGAGAGUACACCAUGGAGUACAGUAGAUACCAGCCCUGCCUGCAGUCCACACAGGACCAACUCAUACACAAGUAUCUGGAGGCCACAGGACAGCUGCCUGUAAAGAAGGACAAGUGGAAGGCCUGAACCGCCUGCUGAACUGUUUAUCGGACUGAAACGUCAUCUCUUCAUUGUCUUUGCCCUUUAUCAACCAGGUCAAGGCUUAGAGGCAGAUAAAACUUGGUCAUUUUACUUUUAUUUAGUGUUUUAAGCCCUCUCUUCAUGUCUGWCCCUUAAGUAAACAUGUUUAUUUUCUUAUUUUUGCACCAUUUAAACACCACACUGCAGCCAAUCUUCUAAAAUAAGUACGUUUAACAAGCUUUGUGUAGCUUGUAGUGGAUUUUGUGCUAUGUACAGAAUGGUCGUGAUGUAAAGAUAUUCUCCUUUUAAA
Messenger RNA from Austrofundulus limnaeus, 2713 nucleotides. RefSeq names its product G elongation factor, mitochondrial 1 (gene gfm1). Bases 163 to 2409 code for a protein of 748 amino acids. Gene Ontology annotation, biological process: mitochondrial translational elongation. The record is from RefSeq and is a predicted model, not a curated record. Gene Ontology annotation, molecular function: GTPase activity; GTP binding; translation elongation factor activity. Gene Ontology annotation, cellular component: mitochondrion. The transcript has 18 exons. Lineage: Eukaryota; Metazoa; Chordata; Actinopteri; Cyprinodontiformes; Rivulidae.